AUGGCAGAAUCAACACCCAUCCCCGUUGUCUCGUUCGCGAGAUUCCUCACCGGCGACCGUGCGGACCAGCAACAAGUGGCCCGACAAGUCUAUGAUGCAUUCUCUGAGGUUGGGUUUAUCUAUCUGAAGGACCACGGCAUUCCCCAGACAAGGGUUGAUGAGAUCUUCGCUCUGGCUGAAAAGUUCUUCUCCCUUCCCUUGAGCACCAAGCUCGCGUACAAGCUCUCCAAUGCGCACGUCAACCAGGGAUACACUGCUGAUGGAGCUGAAGGGGUCAACGAUCACAAGGAAUGCUACGAGCACCGUCGGUUCACGAACGAGCUGUGCCCUUCGGAAAGCGACAUGCCGGGCUUCAAAUCCACGCUCGAUGACUUCUACAAGCAAUGCUUCUCCCUCGCGAUGAAUGUGCUCAAGUGUCUCGCCAUGGUGAUGGACCUCGGGGACGAUUUCUUCGAGGGCAUCACGAAGAAAGCGGACCCGCAGAUGCGGCUACUUCACUAUCCACCGAUCGAGCGCAGUGUGAUCGAGCAGAAGGGCCACGCGAGGAUCAAUGCCCACACGGACUUUGGGCUGUGCACGUUGCUGUUCCAGGACGGCGUUGGCGGGUUGGAGGUGGACCCGUCGCACGAGAACAAAUUCGUCCCGGCUCCGCCCAUUCCAGGCGCCGUGUUGAUCAAUAUCGCCGACCUGCUGCAGCGGUACACCAACGGACGGGUCAAAUCCACGCGGCAUCGGGUCGUCAGUCCGUCGCUGGACCAGUUCAAGGACUGCGACGUCUUGCCGUCCCGAUACAGCAUUCCUUUCUUUGUGCAUCCGGACCCUGAGACGCUCAUCGACCCAAUCCUCUUGAACGAGGGCGAGGUUAAGUUGUACGAGCCGGUGAAUGCGGGCCAGUGGAGGGACUGGAAGACAGCUACUAACUAUAGACUCAAAAGUGAGAACGGCGAGGAGGUGAGCUUGAGGAGCGUGGCGGUUGAGACUUGA
This is a messenger RNA of Fonsecaea multimorphosa CBS 102226, 984 nucleotides long. RefSeq lists its product as uncharacterized. Gene Ontology annotation, molecular function: dioxygenase activity. NCBI's taxonomy places the organism in Eukaryota, Fungi, Ascomycota, Eurotiomycetes, Chaetothyriales, Herpotrichiellaceae. The coding region runs from base 1 to 984 and encodes 327 amino acids. The transcript has 2 exons. The record is from RefSeq and is a predicted model, not a curated record.